GGAAAACGUUUCGAGACCAGUAAGAAGAAGACAAGUAGCCACCUCAUCUUUGUCAGUCGUAAAAAUUGUUGAUUUAACUCGGGAAAUGGCGAGGAAUUUGCUUAUCCUGUGCACACUGAUGGCCUGGGCCUGGACCGGCGAGGCUGUCAUGUUCAAGCUGACCCCGAACACACAGAAGUGCCUUAAGGAGGACAUCCAGGCCAACCAACUGGUUAUUGGCGAAUAUGAAGUUUCCGACGUACCCGGCCAAGUCAUCGAUUAUAUUGCUCGUGACACCAAGGGUCACAUCCUCUCCCAGCAGGUUCACAUCACCAAGGGCAAGUUUAGUUUCAUGUCCGAGGUCUACGACGCUUACGAGAUAUGCUUCAUUUCCAAAGUUCCUCCACACCAACGCGGCAUUCCCCAAGAGGUUUCGCUGGUAACCAAGAAGGGCGUAGAAACAAAAAGCUACGAGGGUAUUGGCGAGGCUUCCAAACUGAAGCCCCUGGAAGUUGAUCUUAAGCGCUUGGAAGAUCUUUCGGACUCGAUUGUCAGGGACUUCGUUCUCAUGCGGAAAAGAGAAGAGGAAAUGCGCGACACUAAUGAGAAAACAAACAGCCGCGUUCUGUUCUUCAGUAUUUUCAGUAUGUGCUGCUUGCUUGGCUUGGCAACGUGGCAGGUCCUUUACCUUCGCCGGUACUUCAAGGCCAAAAAACUCAUUGAAUAGUUUCACUUAGAUUUAUAGAAGUUUUGUGUGUGGAACUGUAUUUGAAUGACUGGGUUUAAAAUUUCAUCUCUUAGUAUAUUUUCCGAAAUAAAUGCAACU
Messenger RNA from Drosophila bipectinata, 805 nucleotides. RefSeq names its product Transmembrane emp24 domain-containing protein bai (gene bai). Gene Ontology annotation, cellular component: Golgi apparatus; endoplasmic reticulum; endoplasmic reticulum-Golgi intermediate compartment. The record is from RefSeq and is a predicted model, not a curated record. Lineage: Eukaryota; Metazoa; Arthropoda; Insecta; Diptera; Drosophilidae. Gene Ontology annotation, biological process: Golgi organization; intracellular protein transport; endoplasmic reticulum to Golgi vesicle-mediated transport.